CCUCUUAAUGGAAAUAAUCCCUCUUUAAUGUUUUAGCUUUUGGAAAAGAAGAAGAGAGUCCAACUCAAGGAUAUGGGGGAGGAUUUGGAGUGCCUCUGUCAGAUAAUGAGGACAGUGGGACCUAGACUAGACCAUGCAAAAGCCAAGUCCUUAAUGGAUCAGUACUUUGCCCGUAUGCGCUCCUUGAUGUUAAGUAAGGAAUUGCCAGCAAGGAUUCGUUUCCUGCUGCAGGAUACUGUGGAGUUGAGAGAACACAACUGGGUUCCUCGCAAAGCUUUUCUUGACAAUGGACCAAAGACUAUCAAUCAAAUCCGUCAAGAUGCAGUAAAAGAUCUGGGAGUCUUUAUUCCUGCUCCUAUGGCUCAAGGGAUGAGAAGCGACUUCUUUCUGGAGGGACCGUUUAUGCCACCCAGGAUGAAACUUGACAGGGACCCACUUGGAGGGCUUGCUGAUAUGUUUGGACAAAUGCCAGGUAGCGGAAUUGGUACUGGUCCAGGAGUUAUUCAGGAUAGAUUUUCACCAACCAUGGGACGUCAUCGUUCAAAUCAACUUUUCAAUGGCCAUGGGGGACACCUCAUGCCUCCUGCUCAAUCCCAGUUUGGAGAUCUAGGCAAAUCUUUUUUGAAAAAUCAGGGGCAAAGCCAGCUCUACCAUAACCAGAAUCAGGGACUGUUAUCCCAGCAACAAGGACAGUCGAAGGAUAUGCCACCUCGGUUUUCUAAGAAAGGACAGCUUAAUGCAGAUGAGAUUAGCCUGAGACCUGCUCAAUCUUUUCUAAUGAAUAAGAACCAAGUGCCAAAGCUUCAGCCCCAAAUAACUAUGAUUCCUCCCAGUGCACAACCACCACGCACUCAGACACCACCUUUGGGACAGCCUCCUCAGCUUGGUCUCAAAACAAAUCCACCACUUAUUCAAGAGAAGCCUGCAAAGAUCAGUAAAAAGCCGCCACCUUCUAAGGAAGAAUUGCUUAAACUCACUGAAGCUGUUGUGACUGACUAUCUGAACAAUGGAAAUGCAAAUGAUGCUAUCAAUGGUGUGAGAGAAAUGAGGGCUCCAAAGCCCUUCUUACCUGAGAUGUUGAGCAAAGUAAUCAUUCAAUCCCUAGACCGAUCAGAUGAAGAUAAAGAGAAAGCAAGUGCUUUGAUCAGCUUACUCAAACAGGAAGGAAUAGCCACUAGUGACAACUUCAUGCAGGCAUUCCUGAAUGUAUUGGACCAGUGUCCCAAACUGGAGGUAGACAUCCCUUUGGUGAAAUCCUACUUAGCACAGUUUGCAGCCCGUGCCAUUAUUUCAGAACUGGUGAGCAUUUCAGAACUGGCUCAACCACUGGAGAGUGGCACCCAUUUCCCCCUCUUCUUGCUUUGCCUUCAGCAGUUAGCUAAGUUACAAGACCGGGAAUGGCUAACUGAACUCUUCCAACAAAGCAAAGUCAACAUGCAGAAGAUGUUGCCAGAAAUUGAUCAGAAUAAGGAUCGUAUGCUGGAGAUCUUGGAAGGGAAAGGACUGAGUUUCUUGUUCCCACUUCUGAAACUGGAGAAGGAACUGUUGAAGCAAAUAAAGUUGGAUCCAUCCCCUCAAGCCAUCUAUAAAUGGAUUAAAGACAACAUUUCACCCAAACUUCAUGUAGAUAAGGGAUUUGUGAAUAUUUUGAUGACCAGUUUCUUGCAGUAUAUUUCAAGUGAAGUGAGCCCGCCUAAUGACGAACCAGAUUCUUCAUCUGCUCCUUCUAAAGAGCAGUUAGAACAGGAAAAACAACUGCUUCUUUCCUUCAAGCCAGUAAUGCAGAAGUUUCUUCAUGACCAUGUUGAUCUACAAGUGAGUGCUCUGUAUGCACUUCAGGUGCACUGCUACAACAACAACUUUCCAAAAGGCAUGUUACUGCGCUUUUUUGUUCAUUUCUACGACAUGGAAAUUAUUGAAGAGGAAGCCUUUUUGGCAUGGAAAGAGGAUAUUACUCAAGAGUUUCCAGGGAAGGGCAAAGCUUUAUUCCAGGUAAACCAGUGGCUAACCUGGCUGGAAACUGCUGAAGAGGAAGAAUCUGAAGAAGAUGCUGACUAAAGAACCAGCCAAAGCCUUAAAUUUGUGCAAACACUGUUGCUAUGAUGUAACUGCAUUUGACCUAACCACUGCGAAAAUUCAUUCCGCUGUAAUGUUUCACAAUAUUUAAAGCAGAAGCAUGUCAAUAGGAUGUUCUUCUGCAUAAGGUUUUUGUAGUAUGUCUUAAUCAUAGUCUACCAUAAAAUAUUUUAGAGUAUCUUUAAUGUUUAGAUAACAGUGUAUUAGCAGCAUGCAAUAAUUACAUCAUAAGUUCUCAAGCAGAAGCAGUCUAUUGCAAGGGUUUUCUUUGCUGCCAGUUAUCAUAGGCUGUUAAGUUAGAAAACUGAAUAGCAACACUGAAUACUGUAGAAAUGCACUUUGCUCAGUGUAAUACUUGAGUCGUUGCAAUAUUUGAUUAUCCAUUUGGUUGUUACAGAGAAUCCUUAACUGUAAUCGAUGGUUGUUGCCGUAAUAGUAUAUUGCCUGUAAUUCUACCUCUAGUAAUGGGCUUUAUGUGCUAGAUUUUAAUAUCCUUGAGCCUGGGCAAGUGCACAAGUCUUUUUAAAAGAAACAUGGUUUACUUGCACAAAAACUGAUCAGUUUGGAAAGGUGGUUAAAUGCCCUUGGAAGUGGUUUUUGUGGGUGUGAAACAUAAAAUGGUGAGAAAUUGAAUUGGUCCCUCUUAUUAUAGUAUUGAAAUUAAGUCUACUUAAUUUAUCAAGACAUGUUCAUGCCCUGAUUUUAUAUACUUGUAUCUAUCAAUAAACAUUGUGAUACUUGACUUGUU
This is a messenger RNA of Terrapene triunguis (Three-toed box turtle), 2824 nucleotides long. It is a transcript of the gene EIF4G2, whose product is annotated as eukaryotic translation initiation factor 4 gamma 2. Gene Ontology annotation, cellular component: eukaryotic translation initiation factor 4F complex. Gene Ontology annotation, molecular function: protein binding; translation initiation factor activity; mRNA binding. NCBI's taxonomy places the organism in Eukaryota, Metazoa, Chordata, Testudines, Emydidae. Bases 73 to 2058 code for a protein of 661 amino acids. The transcript has 14 exons. The record is from RefSeq and is a predicted model, not a curated record.